CACAAAAGGAGCGACAGUUUGGUUUUUCAUCUCUUGAGUUUCUUUCCAUAUAUGCAAAAAGAAAAAAAGUAAAUUUAAAUAUAGAGCUCAAUUUGGAAAAAUUUAAAAAUCCAUUAACUGAAAAAUAUAAUAAGGUGAAAAAUGGCUGGAGUCACAGCAACAAUGGUCCAGACCACCCGCGUUAUGGUUCGCACCGCAUUGGGUUCGAGGGUUUUUGGCUCCGCCCAGGUGCGAUUUGUGUCGUCACCCUCGCCAUCGGAUACAGCCAAGCGUGCUAUCGACGAGCUGAAGAACGCUGGGAACCAAAUUAAAGAGAAAGCAGCGACUCACGCAGGCUAUGUGGCGAACCAAUCGAAAGCUGCCGCCGGAGCGACGGAGAACAUUACCGAGAAAGCAAAGCAAUCAGCACAGGAAGCUUGGAGCGCCACCAAGGACGCCGCCCAGAAAGUGCAGGAUACGGUGGCUGGAAAAGCCGAGGCAUCUGCCGAUGCUGUCAAAGAUCAUAUCGAAGCUGCAAAACGCACCAUGAACACCAAAAAAUAAAGAUUGCAUCAAAUAUGGUUAUUUUUGGUGCACUUUUGUUUAAUAUUUUGAAUUUAUAUAUAAUUACUAAAAUGAAGCUUAUGAGGAGGUAUGGGCUUGAACUUAGCCACCCCUCGAUGGUGCUUGUCUAUGUAUUUUACUUCUUCUUCUUCUUCUUUUUUUACAUGUAUAUAUACUAAAAGAUUGUUCUAAAUUCUGAUUUUUAUAAUAACAGUUUGUAUAUUAUUAAGGAAUAAUGAUUUAUAAAGAUAACAAAC
Molecule: messenger RNA, 800 nt
Organism: Lactuca saligna
Lineage: Eukaryota; Viridiplantae; Streptophyta; Magnoliopsida; Asterales; Asteraceae
Source: the annotation of a GenBank genome assembly